UAAAAUGAAGAGGACAGAUUAUCGUGGAAUGUCUCUCGGGAUGAUGUCGAAGACAUGGUGGUUACUAAUUGUACUCGGAGUGAGAGAGUUACAGGUCAGCGGGCAGUUGUUGGACACAGAAUUUCAACCAACAGUGACGGCAACAUGUAAAGCUGGUCACAUGACCAUCCGUGUAAAUCUCAAUCAAAGCUUCGUGGGUGCUGUUCACGCUAGAGAUUUCCGAACACCUCAAUGCAUGGUACCAGGAAAUGGUACAAACCAUGCUACACUCGGCAUCAAUCUUUUUGCCAGUAGAGGAUCGCCAGAUUAUUGUGGCAUUCUUGUUAAUAACAGUACGGAAGAACGAUCUGUUCCUAUAGCAGUAAGAAUACAUAGAACUUUAGAGUUAGCAGAUGACAAAUUCUAUGUCAUUACCUGUGGAAAAGCAGGAUUCAAAAAUGCCAAAAACGAGACGUCGUUGGUAUCCUUACGACUUCUGGAUGGAACUCACCGAAUUUCAACUGCCUAUAUAAGUCAGAAUUACACUCUCCAAGCAGAGAUCUCACGACCGGAUGGAAUGCAUGGAAUCAGAGUCAAGAAUUGUUUCGCUUUCAACAAGAAGAAUGAUUCUCUAAGCCUAAUAGAUGAUAAGGGGUGUCCCGUGACAGAAAAAAACAGCAAAAAAACAGUAAUGUCAAAAUUCGUUUAUGAUCGGAACACUGGUUUUGCGGAGGCAACAUUGUUUGAAAUGUUCCGAUUUCCAGAUAGCGGAACGCAAGUGCAUUUUCAAUGCGACAUUGCCGUCUGUAAAGGAAGUUGCGGAACUCCCGUCUGCGAAGGAGACGAAGAUUUUUCAAUAAAGGGAAGUAUAGGACAAAAUACAGCAGACGAAGAAGCAGUCCUUGUUGCGAGCACUAGCGUCUUUGCCCUUCAACCUGGAGAACCACCCGUAUCCUCGGCUUCGUUCGAAGAUGGCAAAGUUCAUCCAGCAUGGCUACUGUGGCUCGCAGUAGCCCUCGGUAUUCUGUUUCUCAUUAUGCUUAUCAUUAACAUCUGUCUUUGUUCUGCGAUGUCGUGCACCUGCACGCGAACAGAGGUCAUAGAAAAGGAACCUUCGAUCAUUGAAGACUACGAUCCAUAUCGAAGUUGGCACGGAUCUCAAUAUGGUUCAAGAUAUUCGUUGAAUGGUAAACCUGGCUAUGCAUCCGGCGGAUCUACUAUGAAUUCCACGAGAUCCAUAUCAACGAAUAGCGAUCACUAUGCUAUUGUUCACUCGAGACCUGGAAGCAGAUAUUCUGGUCCGGGACACAAGCAUCACCAUCAUCAUCACAGAGGGCCACCUUCCAACAUUGGUUCCCAUUAUUCAGGAAAAUAGUGCAUCUGACUGAAUAGGUUUUUUUUAUUACUCCUUUACCCCUUUUUGAAUCGUUCUAAUUAUCUGAGCUUAAAAUACGUAAACAGUAUAGAUAACAUAUGUAUAUAGAGGCAUUCUCCUAUGCGCUGAGAUAGGUGAUUCUCGAAUCAAAUCAAAAGAUAUACCUUCCUAUACCUAUGAUCUAAUAACUUGGAGGAUUAUUUUUAAUCAUUGUCUCCCACUUUUCCACUCCGUCGUGAAUUUACUAUACGCACAAAUAUUUAAUAAUUGAAUGUGCGCGUAGAAUAUAGAAAGCAAGUUGAUUCAUUUUAUCACUUAUGAGCCAUCCAUUAAUUACGUAGGGGAGACAACCCUAAAGUAAAUAUUAAACGUUUAGUAAAUUAUCAUUAAUUUAAAAUAAUAAUGUAUGUAAAAUAAAUAAUUUAAGUCAAUUAACAGUUUGAAUAAUAUACGUGUUAACAAAUUAAAAUUAUAAAUAAUUAUUUUAGGUAUAUUUGUGUUUUUAAUUAACGAUUAUUUACUUAGGAUGGUCUCCCCUAACACAUUUUUUACCCCUUUCCUUCCCCCUUUAAUAAUUUGUGACAUAUCAUAAUUUUUCAAAAUAUUUUCAGUCAUUUUAUUAAAUACAAUUUACUUACCUCAGAUGCCCGAAUUAUUACAUAAUUGGAAGCUAAUAAGAAUUAAAUUAAAAAAACAUGCAGCAAACUUCUCAUAAAUUAAAACGUAUAAAAAACGGCGUCAUUUAAUAGUAAAACAUUCUUCAGAAACUUAAUUUUUUACCAUUUUUUUUAUUCACUAGUACAUGUUACCAAUUAUUUAAUAUUGCUAAUAAAUUUGUCUCCAUUUUUUGA
Messenger RNA from Belonocnema kinseyi, 2205 nucleotides. RefSeq lists its product as uncharacterized. Lineage: Eukaryota; Metazoa; Arthropoda; Insecta; Hymenoptera; Cynipidae. Bases 5 to 1354 code for a protein of 449 amino acids. The transcript has 9 exons. The record is from RefSeq and is a predicted model, not a curated record.